This is a messenger RNA of Panicum virgatum (switchgrass), 617 nucleotides long. RefSeq lists its product as uncharacterized. The transcript has 4 exons. Gene Ontology annotation, cellular component: prefoldin complex. The record is from RefSeq and is a predicted model, not a curated record. Bases 65 to 307 code for a protein of 80 amino acids. Lineage: Eukaryota; Viridiplantae; Streptophyta; Magnoliopsida; Poales; Poaceae. Gene Ontology annotation, biological process: protein folding.
UGUCUUGCGCCUGGGCUCCAGGUCUUUCCGGCGAAGGGUUGGUUCUCUGGGCGCGCGGACAGAGAUGGCGGCGGCGGCGGCGGCGGCGGCGGCGAAGGAGGUGGUGGAGAAGAAGGUGGAGCUCAUGAAGGAGGUACGGGCGCACGAGGUGGCCAUCGCGGAGCUCCAGAACCUGCAUCCCUCCCGGGCGGUGUACCAGAAGGCCGGCAACAUCUUCUUCCGCAAGAGCGUCAAAUCAGUGGUUACAACGGAGCAGAAGCAACUUGACCUGGCGAAGGCUGGGUUGAGCAAGCUGAACCAGGCCUGAGGACGGCGCCAACUGCUGCAAAUGUUGGCUCUUGCAACACAAUCAAGCAUGCAGAUUCAAGGACACUUCGCCAUCACCUCGUUGCUCAUGUUGUGCCUUGUGGACCUAAUCCAUGUGUAAUGCUACUCGUUUUUGCUUGAGAAUGUGAGAUACAAAUAUGCAGUUGCGGUGUGCUCUUGAAACUAUUUAGUGUUAGUGUAAUGCCAAAUUGCCAAUACAAGUUUGCUGGUUGCUGAAAACAGGGACAGGAAACAAAUUAUGUGAGACUGACAAUACAGAGGUUGUGUUGGAAAAGGUUGUUUACUGCCUA